UUUCACAUAAAUCUCAGUGCAGGUUCUAUUUCAGUGGAAUGACCUUAAUUUAGGCUAAAAGAAAGUGGUAAUUGUACACGAGUAAGGAGAUGGUUGUAAGGGAGGGUUCUGCUAGAAAUUAUUCAGAAAAUUCAUUAAAAGUUGCAACAAAUACAAAUGACCAAAGAGACAAAUGUACACUACAACAAACAUUUACACACCACAGAUACAAAUAAGCUGGGGAGAGGGGGGUAUGAAAUUAACAUUUGACUGGGGUUGUGCCCACAAAACUUAAUUUUGACGCAAAAAGAUCCCACAAUAUCCAAAACCGUUACACCCAGCAAAUGCAAAAAUAUUUAUUAUGAGGGAUAAGUGAAUUUUCUUUUCAUUGUUAGGUGGUGCUGGGCAAAAGAUAGGCUGGGCAUUUGGUAUUGGACUCGAGCGUUUGGCUAUGAGGCUUUUCAACAUUCCUGACAUACGACUUUUCUGGAGUGAAGAUCCAAGGUUUCUCGCACAGUUUGAGGGAAACCAGAUUAUACAGUUCAAGCCAUUUAGCAAAUAUCCACCUACCUACAAGGAUGUUGCAUUUUGGCUCCCUGAAAACUUCUCUCCAAACAACCUAUUUGAUGUUGUACGAGGGGUGGCUGGUGAUAUCGUGGAAAAGGUAGAGCUUGUUGAUAAAUUCUCCCAUCCCGAGACAAAACGAGAGAGCCAUUGCUACAGAAUAACUUACCGAUCCAUGGACAAGACAUUCACAGACUCUGAAAUCAACAGCAUACAGGAUUCGGUUCGAGAGGAAAUUAAAAAAAGACUGCUUGUAGAACUAAGGUAGAUUUCUACAACGCCCUAACCCUCUGAGUGACUCACCAAAGUGGUUUCCAUUGGCAGAACUUUCUAGCAAACCUGUUAUGCUUGCUUGCAUAAACCAGUUAUUAACUGUAUCAAAAGUAAAUACAUCAACAAUAUUUUCUGAACUUUAUAUUCCAUAAAGCAGAACUCUUUUACCUGGUCAUGAGGAUUGUAAUGUAGCUUUAGGUAAUAAACUGGAUCCAGAUGUUAAAAUCAAACAGAAAGUGGUACAAAGCAUUGUACAGAUUCUUUCAUGUAUUAUCGACCACAAACUAGUAAAACGAUCUCUUCAACUGGUCAGUGCUCA
Orbicella faveolata is the source of this 1135-nucleotide messenger RNA. RefSeq names its product phenylalanine--tRNA ligase, mitochondrial-like. NCBI's taxonomy places the organism in Eukaryota, Metazoa, Cnidaria, Anthozoa, Scleractinia, Merulinidae. Gene Ontology annotation, biological process: phenylalanyl-tRNA aminoacylation. The record is from RefSeq and is a predicted model, not a curated record. Gene Ontology annotation, cellular component: cytoplasm; mitochondrion. Gene Ontology annotation, molecular function: phenylalanine-tRNA ligase activity; tRNA binding; ATP binding.